UUGAGUAGAAUAACACAACAAAAAAUGAAAAUGUUCUCAAAGGUGCUGUGUUUCGCCGCUCUUGUAGCCCUAGCGGCUGCUCAAUCUGAACACGGCCACCACCACCACGGCUACUCCUCGCAGCAUAUCUCGCGCCACGACGGCAAAGCUGAGAAAGUCACUGUUCACGUAAAAGACAAACACGGACACGUGCAUGAAAUUCACGACUACAAAGCCUACCCUAAAUAUGAGUUCGAGUACAAAGUGGAGGACAAGCACACCGGCGACCACAAGACCCAGCACGAGCACCGCGAUGGAGACGACGUGAAGGGCUUCUACUCCCUGCACGAGCCUGAUGGUUCCGAAAGGAAAGUCGACUACCACAGCGACAAGCACACUGGGUUCCACGCCACCGUGAAGCACAACACCCACCAUAUCGUGCUGUGUUUCGCCGCUCUUGUAGUCCUAGUGGCCGCUCAGUCUGACCACGGCCACCACCACCACGGCUACUCCUCACAGCACAUCUCGCGCCACGACGGCAAAGCUGAGAAAGUCACUGUUCACGUAAAAGACAAACACGGACACGUGCAUGAAAUUCACGACUACAAAGCCUACCCUAAAUAUGAGUUCGAGUACAAAGUGGAGGACAAGCACACUGGAGACCACAAGACCCAGCACGAGCACCGCGAUGGAGACGUCGUGAAGGGCUUCUACUCCCUGCACGAGCCUGAUGGUUCCGAAAGGAAAGUCGACUACCAUAGCGACAAGCACACUGGGUUCCACGCCACCGUGAAGCACAACACCCACCAUAUCGUCCCAGAACAUCAUCAUCACCACUAA
Ostrinia furnacalis (Asian corn borer) is the source of this 819-nucleotide messenger RNA. Its product is annotated as histidine-rich glycoprotein-like. Bases 25 to 819 code for a protein of 264 amino acids. NCBI's taxonomy places the organism in Eukaryota, Metazoa, Arthropoda, Insecta, Lepidoptera, Crambidae. The record is from RefSeq and is a predicted model, not a curated record. Gene Ontology annotation, cellular component: extracellular matrix. The transcript has 7 exons.